AUGGAUGGUAAGAAGGCGAAGAAGAGGACCAUUGAAGAGGUAGAGAGCAGAGGAAGAACACAACAAAAAGAAGACAACAAGGACAGUGACAUCAGGAAAGAGCUACAGGUGAAGAAAAGGAAGAAAGAAGAACAUAAAGAUGAAGAAGGAAAACAACGCGCAAGUGAAGAGGAAAUUAUUGAAGAAAUCAGCGACUCUCCAGAAAAUCCAGAAGAUCCAGGUCCAUCUUUGGAUUCAUCUCUUUCGCUGCAGAGAUUUACAUUCCACCGACUGCUUGGCAAGGGUGGCUAUGGAAAGGUACGCAAUUUGUGAAAUAUCCAUUUACACAGCAGAUUUGUUAUUUUUACAAAAGAAACAGAAUGUUUUUGGGGUGAUGUUAUUGAACACAUUAUUGAUUAAUAUAAUUCUCAAUAAUUGGUUAUAGGAUGUAAGAGUACACCCUUGUCAAAUCAUUUAAAGAUUUAUAUUUGAAAGUUUAAACAUGUGAUUUGUCUCUGAUUGUGGUCACUUAGUUUCAUCUAUUGCUGGUUUUAACUUGAAAAUAUAUUCUGUUUGCUCACCUGUAACAUUGAACUUUAUGUCAAUUUAUUUUAACAUCAAUGAGAAAAUUUACUGAAAAAUUAGAUACAGAGAUGGUUAUAAAACCUAUUCUGUUGUUUAGAUAGGGUUAGGUGAGUAAUAACGGCAUAACCCUGUGUAACAUUACAAAUUAGCCUAGCACUGGUAUAAUUAAGACCAGACCUGCCCCCCAUUCUUUCAUUUAUUGUUAUUUUUUUGUUACACGUUUUUAUUUUUAGCACAUUUUUUUAUCCAUUAUUACUUUGUGCAAAUUCUUUAACUAUUUUACUAAUAAAAUUGUAUUUAAAAUAUCUUCUAUUUAAGAAUGAUUUUUUAAUUGGUUGUAAUCUCAGGGACAUCUGCUUCCCCCCACUUUUCAAGUCGGAGGUCCCACCUUCCCAUUUUGUAUCUAAUUUAUUUUAAGAUUAGUUCUAUGGGCAGUGCACAGUAUUGAAAAUUAAACAAUGUUAUUAUUAUUAUUAUUAUUGGCAUUUAUAUAGCGCCAACUAAUUCCGCAGCGCUUUACAAUAUUAUGAAAAGGGGGGAAAUGUACAAUAAAUGAGACAAUUACACAGUAACACAGGAACAAUUGGUAGAUGAGGGUUAAUUCACUAAACAGUUUGUAAUGUGAUGAAUUAUACAAAUUAGGAUAAAGUAGACCUUCACCCAUUUUAACCCAAAUAAUAUUGCCUUCUCAAUUCACAUAAACAUACUCUUUGGUGAAUAAAUUCCAUAUUCCAUAUUUCUUACAUGUUCCUCUGUUGGAUAUUUAAUUGUCAUUUAGUUAGUAGUACUGGGAAUUGAUAGUGUUUGUUGUGAUUUUUCACUGUAAUUAUGGCCAGUUUAAUCCACUCCAACUGUCACUACAAUUGCUAGUUCCUGGUCACAUGACCUGAUAGGAAUGAUGGACAUUCUCAAAGCUAUAGUAGGAUAGCGAGAGAGAUACAUUUCUACUAAAUGUCAAUGGAAACUGUAUCAUAGUCUAUUGUUAUGAAAACUGAAUUAUUUCUACUUAAGAAAACAUAUACAAUGCUUAUGUUUCAUGGAUUGUAUAAAUAGAAGUGCGAUAGAGGAUCUUUUCACAUUUUGAAGAUUUAAUAAAGCUUUAUAGAAUAUACUUCCUUACAUACUACAAUACACAGGAAGUUACUGUGAUAAUUAUGUAAUUGUACAAUGGGUCACCCAGUUAAUACUGUAUCAUGUAAAUCAUUUUGGUCUCUGUUAAGAACCAAUGCACUGGAUUCUCUUUUUGUUUGUGCUAUCGCUUGUGCUGUUAUUUGUGCUUUUGCUGUGUAUUUUCUAAAGCUGAUGUGCGCAACUAUAAUAAAAAUAUUCUGUUCAAGUACAGCAAUAUUCUCUGUGUAUGUAAAAAAAAAUAACAAAAUUAUAUAUAUAUAUACACACUCAAAGUAGUGCACUCACUGGUCUUCUUAAUUUGCAAACUUUAUUAACCAAUGUUCAGUAACUUUACCGUAUCAUCAACGUUUCGGUCCUCAUUCGGACUAGGACUGAAGUGUUGAUGAUACGGUAAAGUUACUGAACAUUGGUGAAUAAAGUUUGCAAAUUAAGAAGACCAGUGAGUGCACUACUUUGAGUGUAUGUAUUGUUAAAAGGCUGGAGGAGCACCUUAGCAAGUAAAACGGAAGAGUGAGUGGAUUUGUGAGUGGUCUGACAUCAUAUUCAGAUUCCCGGCAUAACUAAGCAAUGCGAGGGAGCUGAGCAGUAAGCCCGCACUAAAAGCUGCCGCCCGCCUCGUGUGGGCCCCCCAGAACACGAGGCUAACAAGGCAGUGCCGCCCAAGGCAAAUGCCUUGUUAGCCUUGCAGUGAAUACACCGCUGGGCACCCUACCAGUGACCUAUGGUAGCAUGCCCACAGAGAGGGCUCAGCGUGCCAUCUGUGGCAUGCAUGCCAUAGGUUCGCCAUCGCUGCUAUAAAUGAUAAGUGGUGCCAAUGGUUUAGAUAUGCCAUUAGAAUGCUAAUCUGAUACAUAAGCAUCAAUCAGCCAUAUCUGGUACAGACUUCAGUAAAUAAACAGGACAGGGAUUGGAUUGUGCACAACUACUCUGUUGUGUUUUUGAUCAAGUUAGGUGUAAUGAGACCAUAGGGCAUAUUAAAGAUAGUUUAAAGGAGAAAGGCUAAAAAACUAAAUAAUAAUGUAUUUUACAAGAUAUGUCUGUGAUAUAAUAACCACACAGUAGGUUUCUUAAAGGGAAACUAUAGUGCCAGGAAAUCAAAGUUGUUCUCCUGGUACCAUAGCUCUCCCCUGCCUCACAGCCCUCACCCCCGUGCGCAGAAGGAGUUAAAGCCCUACUGUCACAAUGUCGGUGCUGGUUUGGUUUUGCCUCUGCUCCUCCCCUGCUGACGUCAUCCGGCAGGGGAGACCUAAUGCGUAUGCACGGCAAUGGCCAUGUUUGCAUUAGUAUUUCUACCAUAGGGGGUUUAACAUGACACUUGAUGUCCUCAUUCAUAGCGUGAGGACGCCCAGCGUCAGUUAGGCGACCAAAUGUCACCUAAUGACCCGGAAGUCCCUCUAGUGACUUGUUUGGUAGAAAAUCACUAGAGCUGGAGUUUACCCUCAAAGGUAAUUAUUGUAGUUUAUUAAAGGACCACUAUAGUGCCAGGAAAACAUACUCGUUUUCCUGGCACUAUAGUGCCCUGAGGGUGCCCCCACCCUCAGGGACCCUCUCCCGCCGGGCUCUGGGGAGAAGAAGGGGUUAAACUCUUACCUUUCUCUAGCGCCGGGCGGGGAGCUCUCCUCCUCCUCUCCACCUCCUCUUCGGCUGAAUGCGCAUUCGCGGCAGGAGCUGCGCGCACAUUCAGCCAGUCUCAUAGGAAAGCAUUCAUAAUGCUUUCCUAUGGACGCUUGCGUCUUGAAACACGCAAGCGUCUCUAGCGGCUGUCAAUAAGACAGCCACUAGAGGCUUUAGAGGCUGGAAUAACCUAUUAAACAUAGCAGUUUCAGAGAAAAAAUGGGUUAACCCUAGCUUGACCAGGCACUCAAACCACUUCAUUAAGCUGAAGUGGUCUGGGUGCCUAGAGUGGUCCUUUAAAGACUGCAAUAAUAACCUUUGCAGGGUCAAGGAGCCUGGAACUAUGCACCCAAAUCACUUCAAUGAGCUGAACUGGUCAGGGUGCCUAUAGUGUCCUUUUAGGUAAAUAUAGCUUGCUACAUUUAAAACAUUUGUGUCAGUUUUCCUUUAAAUACAUCAUGCUAAUAGAUAUGUUAGCACACAAGGAUUGACACAAAAUUCUGAAAGCCUUUUUAUUUACGUGUCAUCCAGGUCUUCCUGGCAUCGGAUAAAACAACGAAGAAGGUGGUGGCUUUGAAAAUAGUGAGGAAGAAAGACCUUCUCACUGAAGCCUCAGACAGGACACUCGCUGAACGACGAGUGCUGGAGAUGGCAGCCGGAAGUCCUUACCUAACCAAAGCCUAUGGAGCGUUUCAGAUCCCGGUAAUUCCUUAAUGGUCAUAAAUCAACUUUCUAUUAACAAACCAACCAGCAAUAUAUCUGCAGAUGUUUGCUUUAAAUUUUCUGUGGCAAAUUGUUUUCUAACCAAUAUAUACCAAAGACAAAAUUUACUAUCCCUAUUAUAAACUCACCUGCCACGUUAAGGCAAACCUCUUAGGUGAAUCCUACACUAAAAAUUCACCUUCCUGUCUUGAACUAACAGGUAAAAAUCUCUAAUGAGACAAAAAAGGGUAUUUUUCCAAAGCCUUUUGAGUGAUACUAAAAAACCUCCAGUUAUUUAAAUGUCUACAGGGAUUUGGGAUAGUGAGCAAGUAACUUUGUAACUUUGUUGCUUUGUUUUUUAUUGUAUGUAUUGGGGCUGAUGGGUACCAUAGUCAUUGCUGCUGCUGCCAGGAGUAGUGGGCGUUUAAGCACAGGGCUUGAUUUUGUAUAGUUUCUUACCCAUACCUAGCUCGUUCAGUAUCUCAUUGCUAUCCAAAUAUAGAAAGAUUAGCAACUCAUAAUUAGAAAGAGUAAUUUUUGCAUUAUCCUUUAGGCUACAUGUGGAAUGCUCAAAUUUGUACUUAUUUUGUGCUUUUUGCAUAUUUCACAUGGCUAUUUUUUAAACAUUUCUUUCAACGUUUGCAAUAUUAAUUGUGUUUGUGCUAUGUAUUUUGUUAACUUGAUGUGAAUGGCAGUUAAAGUACUAGAGAGAUGCUCAGUCCCUUAAGCACUAAAAGUGCUGAACUCUCAAGUGCAGAGGGAUUGCUAGAUUCCUGGCAUCAGUGACACUAAUAAAAGCGGCAAAGGAAUGUUCCAUCUCUCAGGAACAAAGAGAAUCAGCCCACUCAACCCUAGGAGUUGUUGCAGAGGGUUCUCAGGUCAGUUUCAAUGCAGAGGAUCAUGUUUGUGCUGGCAAGAACAAAACUUAUGUUUCAAUGCACCAAUCUCAACGUGAUGCCUAAACGCUAUAAUUUUGUAUUUGCCAACAUUUUGAAAUCUUGCACUUUGUUUGAAGUUUCGAUAUUUCAAAACUAAGGGGAAGCAAAAAAUUAUUGCAUAUUUGCCUAUUCAGGAGUGAUCACUGGUAUCUCCAAAUUUACUGUUAGAAAACAUCUAAUGUCAGUUUUGGGUUGCAUUCUGAAUUAUCUGUUAUUUUUUUUUAAAAUAUAUAUUCCAAUCUUAAUAGAUUUUAAGGAUUAUAAAUUAUAAGUUUUUUCUCAAAAUGGCUUAAGCACAGUGAUCAAAGGCACUCCAUUACAGUUGGUUCCUUAAACAGAGCAUCAUUUUUUUCCCCAAAGCUAUAGGAUUUAGCAAAGUACAGGAAAUUAUGUUUUAACAAGUUUUCUUUUUGCUGUUUAAGUGUUUGUGUUGUGAAGUAUAUCCCAUUGUAUUUUAUUGUCAACCAGACCCAUCUAUGCUACGUGUUGGAGUAUCUGCAUGGUGGUGAUCUUGACAGCUUCCUGAAAAGAAACAUCAGACUGGAACCUUGCAUUGCAAUGUAAGUCUUAAAAGACAAUGCUUAAAAUGGAGACCGGACGAGGAGAGGGGAAAUAUGGGUCAGAGCAAUGAGAAGAUUUAACAGGAAGAAGUAUGACAAGGCCUGAGGAAAGAGUCACAUUUAAAGAAUUGUUUUGGAAAAGAGGGUUGGUAAAGGAACCCUAAAGUUUCAAAUAAAAUUCUAAUAGUUUUAAUAAUGACCAAAUCACCCAACAUAAACAUUUACAGAUUAAAAAUAUCAUUAAAGUUUAUGGAACAAUGUUAAAUAAUGUUUUUCUAUUAAAAGAACAGAAGUAUAAUUCUCAAUAUGGAGUCACUGUAUAUAUUGACGGGAGGAUUGGAAAGGAAUUAAUUUGGGUGGGAGUAAAAGGAGACAGUUACUAAUAAAGAAUAUACAGCUGCCCACCACCACGUUUUCUACUAUUAGCAUUGUUUGGUAGACACUGGUGAAUGCCAUAGAUAAAGAAUUUAGAAAAAUUAGGAACCUCAGUGAGUCUGAAACAUAUAUACAUACAAUAAAUAUACACUGAAUAUAAAUAUUCUACAAAAUGCUAACUCAGUAUGAAUCCAUGUUUGCGUGAUGAUGUAGAAAUGUGUGGGCACAUACACCUAGUGUUGCUAAGAAACAAGCAUACAAUGUAUAACAAAGAGUGUCGGUGUAUAAAAACAACGACAUGUAAAAAAGGAGGAAAAGGUAGAAAGAGUGAAGGCAUGUUACUGAAGUAUCUUAGCUAAAGCAUAUCUGUACAUGAGUCCAAGCAAUCAUCAAAUGUAGAAGCCGAGAAUCGACAAAUACGAGGAGAUGCAGGAGAUAGAGAACUGUGGCUGUGUGUGAUUGAAGUGUCUAAGGGUAAACAGUGAAAUCACCGUGUGUGCUGCAUGCAACCAGUGAUCAACAUAUGAAAUUAGAGCAAGAAUGCCAGUGAGUUCCUACAGUGAUAGACAAUAGAGAGUGAGAAAGACAAGCUGGUGAAGAAAAAAAACUGUAAUUAGAGGCAGAUCAAAGAUAUAGAUAUACCGAGGAGCUCAAAAUAGACAAAAACUACUGCAACUGGUGCUAAAUAGAUUCAUAACAUAUAAUACUGAUUUUACACAUAGCACUAGGCAACAAUAUGAACAACAGAUAAGCACAAGCCAUUUUGCACACAACCGAACAUGUAAGAGCUAUGGAAAUGGAUGGAAAAUUGCCACAAUGAGUAACAGCAAAUAUAAAGGAAGCUAGUCAAUAAAAGGAAUAAGAAGAUGCCUGCUAUGUAUGGUAUAGAUGUCCUAACAAGAUAUACAAUUGUUAUACAGAGAAAUAUGAUGGUAGAAACAUAUUUGAAAAUAAAAAGUAUUCACCAGUAAUACUAGAAAAAGUAUAUGUGACAGUAAGAAAAGUGAAAACUGUAGGCAGGAGAUAUAUAUAUAUAUAUAUAUUAUUACAGUGGAUUUUCCCUAGGUCAGCUCCUUUAGGAAGAUCUCAUUUUAAGAAGUAAGUUCAUUUUAUAUUAAAUACUUUGUUGAUUAAUAUUUGAAUUCUUGUUUAUCAGAUUCCUUGCUGCGGAGAUUGCGUGUGGACUCCAAUAUCUCCACCAACACGACAUUGUGCAUCGGUAAACACAUCUUCGUUAAACGAUAUAUUAAUAAGCUUGCUCUCUCUACACUGUGCUGUCCUUUUUUUACCCAUAUUGUUUAGCUACAUUUUUACCUUUCUCUCAGGUGAGUUAAGAUUUUUUGCUCAUACACUUCAGCUGUAAGAGGGCAUUAUACAAACCGUUUCAACUUAACACUAAGAAGAGGCUUUUUACUUACGUUUGAGAAAAAAAAUGUACUCGUGUUGGGCAGAGCAGAAAAAAGGAAGGGCAGGAUAAGAAAGAAAGAAGCAGAAUGGUCAUUUCUAGUCCACCUGAUUAAGAGAAAUGUAGAAAACUGCAUUCAUUAAAACUAAAUUACAAAAUCCUUUUUUAAAUUGUCUCCUAAAUUCAGGUAUAAGCAGCCUGUUUAAUUUCUUUGUGAAUUGAUGGGGCAUUAUUUCAUUGAUUGGCUAUAGCUCAUAAAUAGAUUUGUACACACUUCCAGAAUUUACUAUUAGUAAGCCAUGUAAACGACCUGUUUCAUGACAGAUCUUCAAUAAACUAUAAAUCUUAUGAUAUUUCUCUCUACAGAGACAUAAAGCCAAGGAACAUAAUGCUGGAUGAAGCGGGUCACAUCAGGAUAGGCGACUUUGGACUGGCGCUGGAGAUGCACGGCAAGAGGACAGCAAAGGGUUACGCAGGCACUGUAGAUUAUAUGGCUCCAGAGGUAGGAUAGACCAUGGCUACUGUUUGGGUUUGAGGCUACAUGACUUGAUCAUAUUACAUCUCACCAAGAGCAACAAUCACUCUGUAGCUAAACAGAUCUUUAUAGCUAUGAAGAUGAAGAACUAGAAUUCAACAUUUUAUCAAUGUAAACACAAUGUCUGAACACUACUUCAGACAACAGGGCGCCACAGCCACUAUAAAUAUAUAUUACUGAAAAUAGGAGAUUCCCAUAAAUGAAAAACAAUCGGUGGAAAUACAAAGUCCACUUUAUUGCAUAUAAAGAACAAUAGUACACAAUAGUGCAACAAGCACAAUGUAUAUAAAAUAAUAUAAAAAAUAAGUACACAGCCAAAUUGGCCAAGAGCCCCUAAGGGUAGCAGCUAUAAACAUACAAGUAACUACACUGAUAGUAAAAGUGCAAAGUGCUAAAGUGCAAGGGUGCAGGGUACUGAUAAUACUGCUCCACAAACCAAAAACAGCACAGUGCAUACAAUAUAGGAUGGAAUGCAAAUAGAGUACAUGUAGAGUGUACAGCAAGCUCCUGAGGAAGUCGACAUCGACAAAACGCGUAGAGCAUUCACAAGAGCCCUGUAUUUUCGGUAUAGCAGUCUUUCUCUACAUGUACUCUAUUUGCAUUCCAUCCUAUAUUGUAUGCACUGUGCUGUUUUUGGUUUGUGGAGCAGUAUUAUCAGUACCCUGCACUCUUGCACUUUAGCACUUUGCACUUUUACUAUCGGUGUAGUUACUUGUAUGUUUAUAGCUGCUACCCUUAGGGGCUCUUGGCCAAUUUGGCUAUGUACUUAUUUUUUAUAUUAUUUUAUAUACAUUGUGCUUGUUGCACUAUUGUGUACUAUUGUUCUUUAUAUGCAAUAAAGUGGACUUUGUAUUUCCACCAAUUGUUUUACAUUUAUGGGAAUCUCCUAUUUUCAGUAAUAUAUAUUUAUAGUGGCUGUGGCGCCCUGUUGUCUGAAGUAGUGUUCAGACAUUGUUUAUUUUGUAUAGAGGUUGGGAGUGACCUCGUGACAGUGGCUUGCCUACACUAGCUUUGUGACCUAUUAUCACCUUCACCACCCACACAUUUAUCUUUUGUUUUGUUUUUUUAUCAAUGUUCAUGUUAUUCUCCUCUGUAAUAAGGUAUCAUGGUUGAUAUUAUAAUAAGCAUGGGUUAACAUCUUUAUUUAUUAUGGCUGAUGGCAACAGUGCUUGGCUAGGUCCUCCAAACUUUAAAGACAAUUCUUUAAAAUUGAAAAACACCUUCAGUGAUUGUCUAUACUGUCCCAACCAGUCAUAUUGCUCCGAAUCAUUGCACAUUUGUAGUGAAAUAUAUAUUUUUUAUAAGUUGCCUAUUCUAAUAGGCAGACGAUGAGAACAGCAUUAUAUUUGACAGUAAUACUUUCUUUCCUGUAAGGAAACACGUGACUAAUCAUUUCUAAAAAUUAUGUUGGCAGAUGCGGAAAGGAAGAAAAUAUAAUGCUGCAGUAGAUUGGUGGGCCUAUGGUCUAAUCCUUCAUAAGCUGGCCAAGAGAGCAUUUCCAAAAAAUCCAAAUGCUGCCCAAACAAUGCUUCAUGACACCACAGACCACCCUGAGUGUCAAAGAAAACAGGUCAAAGAUCUCGUGAAAAAGGUGUGUAUGAUCCGGCAGUCUAAAUUAAUGUCCUGAAAAAGAGAACAUUUAUUUAUAGAAAACUAUUAACAAAGAGUGACACGGAAUGCCCAUAAAUGACAAUGGUGUCUAUAUAUGGUAAUAUCGAAAAAAAGAUAAAAGAUAUAUUAAUUCAGUCAAAUGCUUAUAGCUCAUACCAGCAGUCCAUAGCUGGGAAGAUUCCUUAAAGUCAUAUAAGACAGGAUAAUAUUUAAGGAGGGGAUUUCAGGGAAUGAAAUUUAUACACAACUAAACAAUCAAAAACACAGUGAUAAAAUGACUAAAACUAGAGAGAAUCGGGAACUGAUUCUGGGUUAGGUAGUUUCUCCUACUGAGAGCAGGAAAACCUUAAACACUGCAUUCAACAUAUGAAGUCGAGUGGAGAUAAAAGCGAGUGUACUAGUAAUAAUCUUGCACCUUUGAUUCUUAGAAUGUCCCUUUAACCUUGUGAUACUGCAUACAGAUUUACAGAUAUCUAUAUUGUGUUUGCAUGUGUUUUAGUCAAUGAACAAAGGCAGUGGCAGUUUUAUUGUUGACAUUCUACUCUUCCAUUUGCAGCUCCUGUGCAAAAAUCCAUCUCAGCGCUUGGGGGCAGCUAGCAGCAUCCGAUUCCAUCCUUUCUUCCAGUCCAUUGACUGGGAUGAGCUGGAGGCUGGCAGGCUAGAUCCCCCCUUUGUGCUAAGAACAGUAAGUAUACGGAAACUUCAAAUAGAGACCAGAAAAAUCAAUGUAACAAAAUGAGUGACUAGUUUAUGAAAAGAUAAGAGGGACGAUCAAAGUGCUAAUAUGGUGUGACCGUGGAUUACUGAUGGUGAUUGGGACUAUGUAUAUCGGAGUAUUUUGGGGUAAUUAGCCCAGAAACACAAACAAUAUCUAAACUUGGCAGCACUGCAAGCUCUAAAGUGUCCUCUCCAGCCAUAUCCAUACACCUCUGCCCCUGUCCCUCACCAAACAGUUGUGCCUGUCCCUUUGUACCCAACUAUCUUAAAAAAACUUUAUAGGAAAGCACGGUGUGGAAGUCCUAAUGCUGGGGUGGGGCUCACCGUUAAUCCACAUUAGGUUCCCAGAUCACACUGAGGUUGAAGAAAGAGGAGCCCAAUCCAGCACCCAGGGACCCUAGCGCUGGAAUCAGGUAAGUGGUUAAAAGGGUUUUUAGGCCUUUCAUGUCCUGGGUGCAGUGUAAGCAUAGGAAGACUGUAGUGUUAGGAAAACAGUUUUGCAUUCCUAACACUAUAGUGUUCCUUGAAACAAUCUAGCCUUUAAUUUUCCUUUUGUUCAUUGCCACUAUGGCUAGAACACUGUGAUAAUAGGAAAAUUACACCAGUUUAUACAUAUAGCUUUUGGCAUUCUGCAAUCUCCCCCCUCCAUCUUUUACAUCCAUAUUGGUGUUCUUAUACUGCUUUCUAGGAAUGGUAACACUUAUUGGAUGUGUUGUUGUAUAAUGUGUAAAUACUACAGUAACUUCUUAUGUCUUCUCUUUAUAGCCACCACUGGAGAGCUUAAUAUCACGAGUAAUACAGGAGACCCUAACAUCUCGAUACGAAGCAUUUACUCCAUCUAUUCCACCAGAGCAGAAGCAGUUUCUUGGAUUUUCUUUUAACACCCUCUCCUAG
Pelobates cultripes (western spadefoot toad) is the source of this 11046-nucleotide messenger RNA. The record is from the annotation of a GenBank genome assembly. Lineage: Eukaryota; Metazoa; Chordata; Amphibia; Anura; Pelobatidae.